Naegleria gruberi is the source of this 927-nucleotide messenger RNA. RefSeq lists its product as uncharacterized. Bases 1 to 927 code for a protein of 308 amino acids. NCBI's taxonomy places the organism in Eukaryota, Heterolobosea, Eutetramitea, Acrasida, Naegleriidae. The record is from RefSeq and is a predicted model, not a curated record. The transcript has a single exon.
AUGGUCAAUUCUCAUUGUUAUUCUUUUCGUUGCGAGAAUGGAGAAGGUAAAUUCAUUGAAUUGCAGUUAUCAUUCUCCGAACCUGAGCAUCAAAUCACUCUAGCUUGUACCUACAAUUAUCAUAAAUAUUUGUUUCGUGAAGAAACUUCAUCCGUCAUUCAUUUCAAAUAUUACAAGACAUGUUUGAUGAAUAAUUCAAUUAAAUGCAAAGUUUCUGAGAAUUGCAUUACCCUGAAUGUGAAGGAAUGUUCUGAUCUGGAAGAAACUGUAAAAUUUAUUCUUGAGAAACAAGAAAGAAACCCAGAAGAAAAAUUGAAUAUCAUGUUUGAAGUCAUGAUGCAAGAUAUUAGAGAAUUGAAGGAAAAACUUUGGUUUACAGAUAAGGAUUUGAACAAAUUCUCAGAAAAGUAUAUUUCCAAUUGGAAUAGUUUAACAAAUAACUAUUCGAAAAACGUUGACAAUCCUUCUAUUAGAAAAAACCAAGAUUCUAAUUAUGAUGUAAAGAAUUAUGCAGUUAAUACUUCAGGUUUUAAGGCUAAUGGAUAUACGAAAGGUUGUCGUGAAGAAAAUUUGGAACCUAUUGUCAUUUACUUUAAACAAAAAGUGGAAUUCUCAAAGAUUGAAUUCAUUGUGAAUGCUCCAGGUAAGAAAGAAGACCCAAUUGCAAUUUAUAUCUAUGGUGUGUUUAAACCUCAAGGAUUUAUUAGAAAAAUGGAGGAAUCAGGUUCAAGUUCUGGAACUUCUGAACCAAAAGAAGAAUUCAUCAUCAUGCCAAAAUUGGAGCAACUUGUUAAGGAAGAUUGUAAACAAUCAGAUAUUGUUUCGGUUAGUUUAAAUCUCAGUAAUUGCUACGAUGGUAUUGGAAUUGCAGUUAGAAAGGAUAAGACUGCCAUCUCUUAUAGCUUGACUGAUGUCAGAAUUUAUUAA